Brachypodium distachyon (stiff brome) is the source of this 1509-nucleotide messenger RNA. RefSeq names its product skin secretory protein xP2-like. The transcript is spliced from 5 exons. Bases 1 to 1509 code for a protein of 502 amino acids. The record is from RefSeq and is a predicted model, not a curated record. NCBI's taxonomy places the organism in Eukaryota, Viridiplantae, Streptophyta, Magnoliopsida, Poales, Poaceae.
AUGUCUUCCAAGGGCCAGAACCGACCCAACGGGAGCACCAGCAAGGGAGAGAAGCACGAGAAGGCCGGCAAGAAGGAGCUGUCGGAGCGAGCACGGAAGGAUGCAGAGAUGCAGGCCAAGUUCGCCUUCUUCUCUCCCAGGUACAACGGUGAGGGUGUGGAGAAGCUGGUCUUGGCGCUCGCCACCAAGCACAAUGAGCACGGGCUGACGCAAGUUCUCCCCGUCGGCGCAGAGCGCGACCCGCAGUACUUCAGGAUUUUCGGGAGGUUCAUCCUAGCCGGGCCCCACAAAGGCAAGGAGCCGGCUGCAGAGUCGGGGAAGGGUGGCCAGGACCGGGGCUCCGCCAGGCCAGAGGACUUGGACUCCGACGAUUCCUCGCUGGGCAUCGGAGGAGACUCGGACGACGACGACGAUGACGCUCCCUUGGAAGCUGGCGGGGUCGCGUUGGAGGAGGACGAUGACGACGACGACAUCCCCGUCGUGAGGCGGUCCGCGGCAGAGCGGGCAGGCAGGCGGGAGGCCAGCCCGCAGCCUCAGGCGCCUCUUGUCAAUGCAGGGACUGUGGCCUCUGCCAACAGCGGGGCGGCUGCAGCAGCCAUCCCGGCUACCCUGGCGGCUCCGCCAAUUCCCCCCGCACGAAGCACCCCCCCAGCGAGGAGCAUUCUGCCGAACAGGGUGCUCAAGCUCAACCCACCAGGGUCUUCGAGGAAGAGGGGGCAGGCCAGUACUUUGCCGGCGGCCCCAGCCAAGAAACCCCGCCCGGCGUCGGGUGGUGGUGACAAGGACGCCGCUGAUGCGGCUGUUACUGCGACGGCAGCUGCCGCUGGGGACACAAGGGUCCCCGACCCGAGCUUGCAGGGCACCGGCCCGGCAGCAGUAGCCGGGGAUGUCCCAGCUACACCCGCGCCCACCGAGGUGCAGGUAAUCGACCUUACUGGCGAGGCCGAUGAUGAUGCUCCGGAGGAGGUUGCCUCCGCCGGAACCCUUCAACAACCUGCCCUGAAGCUUGCCGGGGACGCGACUGCUGCCGCAGGUGACGCCACGCAGACGGCACCGUCUGCGGUGGGUGACAUGCGGCAGCCUCUGCCAGCCAGGGCAAACAGCGAUGCCCUGGAGAAGCCCUCGAGCCCCCAGCCUGCCACUUUGGACGGGCAAGGAGUGGCGGGACUCAGCCAAGCCGGAGGCGCGUCACCGAACCCUGACGCGGCCUCGGGGUCACAGACGGUAAUCGACAACAUCCAGCAGCAACAGCGUAUGUUCGUUGAUUUCUUCAAUGAUGCGCAGCAGCACCAUGCUCGCGUGGUGGCGGAACUGGGCGCCGCGCUACGGGAGACAGAGGAGCAGCACACUGAGCUACAACGGCUGCGAGGGGAGCUCCAGCAGGCGCAGCAAGCUAGGGCGGCGCCUGCCGUGCAAGGAGUGCCGGAGGCUGAAGUCCUCCAGCAACUGUGGGACCUGCAGCAAGAGCACCAGCGGGAGCUCGACCUAGUGAAGGCCGCGCACACCUAG